UGAGCUACCUGGUUACGAUUUGUGGCUGGCUUAUGUUGACAAUGUCCACGUUAUUCCUGGAGUGAUUGACUUGGAAAGGUUCGAGAGUGCCCUUUCGCAGGCACUCUCUAUGUACCCUUCUACAGCCGGACGAAUGCGUUGCUGUGGUGGCCGUUGGUCUAUAGAGCUGACAAACUCUGGUGUGCCGCUAGAUGUCGGCUAUGAGCGAGAAAGGCCGUUAAGCUCGGUUCUACAAAACGACUAUGUCCUACAAGAAGAUCUAUCUCCUCUUCUAAGCUGCCAUUCAGAUGGUGCUGAUAUUGUCGACAAAGAAAGGCCGUUGCUCUGUUUGAAACUUACCAUCUUCGAGGAAGAGACUUGUAUCGGUGUAUCCUGGCAUCAUGCUUUAGGGGACGCGAUUGCCACGUAUCGUUUUAUGCACACGUUUUCACAGCUCUACCAGUGCAAGUCACCCGAGUUUCCAUCCUUUACAUUCAAGAAAUACGACUUCCCGCCUCCUUCUGACGAGAUCGCUACGAAGUACCAUGACAAGAUCCGUCAUCUACAUGAUCCUUAUCCCUCCGCCGAGCUUGGAGCAGCAUUCUUCGAAGCUAACGCCGGAGUCCAGAAUCUUCAAUGGCGGUUUUCCGGUGAAGAACUCCGUAGACUGCGCGUGAUGGUCAGCGAGAGUGGAUACCAAACACUUUCUACUCAAGAUUGUCUUACCGCUUAUAUCGUCACUGUUUUCAACCUCGUCCAAGAGAAGCCUAUUCGUAUUGUUACUAAUGUGUGCAAUUAUCGGGGUGUCAGUGCUCCAUUCAUCGAAGAGAACGUUGCAGGAAACGCGUUUUCGAAUGCAAUUGCAGAUAGGCUGCCUGUAGACAUUGCAGGGAUCGCAAGCGCAAUCCACAUGUCUAUCAUCCGCACUAGAGACGCCCAGUACCUCAAAAACUAUCUGAGCGUUGCAGGUGAUCGUAUGCUCAAUCAAGCGAACUUGGGGAAGGUGUUCCUUUUCCCACCUCACGACGAUGUGAUAGUUGGCAACUCAAAUGCUUGCAUUGAUUGGUGUAACGCACACUUUGGUUUUCCAGACGGCACGAGAUUCCACACGUGUGGAUUUUCGAAGUUUUACUUGCGCUCUUUCCGAUCCAAUCCCGUCAAGGGGGCUGAUAACACUUGGCAUGCACGUGCCGGUUCUGUUGACAUUUCCAUUGGCGUCCCCAUAGUGCUAAAGGCUAGGUUGGAGGAGAUUUUUUCUCGCGGUUUUCAGUUGGAAGAGUUCCAGGAUCGUCACGCUUUCACCACUUCGCCUCAGAGCCCCCGGAUCUACACCCUUGUUCAUAGUGCCGUGUCCCAAGUGCUAAGAAAUUGGAUUGGUUGGAUAUGACAGGUGGCUUUACCAGAUGUGUGCUAGGUAUGUUUACAGAUACCCGAUGGCCACCGGCGCCUAUCAUAUUACUUGCCAUCAGAACAAUUCGUAAAUAGGUUCCCUGUACGAUCUAAGAUGUCGCCUAAUUACCUGUAGGAUACCUACAUAUGUACUACAGAGAAACAUUUGAUACCCGACCUCGGUGGUUGACACUAUCUUUAUGACGCAUGAACCGCGUGCUCAAGCAAUUACCUCAG
Messenger RNA from Pisolithus orientalis, 1605 nucleotides. RefSeq lists its product as uncharacterized. The record is from RefSeq and is a predicted model, not a curated record. Lineage: Eukaryota; Fungi; Basidiomycota; Agaricomycetes; Boletales; Pisolithaceae. The transcript is spliced from 7 exons. Gene Ontology annotation, molecular function: acyltransferase activity, transferring groups other than amino-acyl groups. The coding region runs from base 110 to 1366 and encodes 418 amino acids.